This is a messenger RNA of Colletotrichum destructivum, 2409 nucleotides long. RefSeq names its product Putative CCR4-Not complex component, Not domain, CCR4-NOT complex subunit 2/3/5 domain superfamily. The record is from RefSeq and is a predicted model, not a curated record. The transcript is spliced from 4 exons. Lineage: Eukaryota; Fungi; Ascomycota; Sordariomycetes; Glomerellales; Glomerellaceae. Bases 305 to 2194 code for a protein of 629 amino acids. Gene Ontology annotation, cellular component: nucleus; CCR4-NOT core complex; P-body. Gene Ontology annotation, biological process: regulation of DNA-templated transcription; nuclear-transcribed mRNA poly(A) tail shortening.
AGAACCUCGACCCAUCAAACGCCUCACUGACGGCAAGCAAACCUGCAUCGCGCAACCAACAAACGCCAGUAUAUACGGCGCAACAGUCGUCGCUGCUGUCGCACCUAAGGGACAAACACUUCUCACCCUUUCCUCCCCCUCUUAGCGCGCCCAUCGACCCUUUCGAUAGCCGUCUGCUACACAAGCACAACCCUGAGUCGAAGAUUAUCAUCCACCACCACAUACCUGACACACCCGACCCCUCGGUAUCGAGACACGUAACCCGGCCUAGGCUUUCCAUCAGUCCGAUACACAGACAGGCAAAAUGGCAGCACGAAAACUGCAACAAGAAGUCGACAAGUGCUUCAAGAAGGUGGCCGAAGGCGUGGCCGAGUUCGAGGCCAUCUACGAGAAGAUUGAGCAGUCCAACAACAUCUCCCAAAAAGAGAAGCUGGAGGACAACCUCAAGCGCGAAAUUAAGAAGCUACAGAGACAACGCGAUCAGAUCAAGACAUGGGCGGCAAGCAAUGAUAUCAAGGACAAGGCUCCUUUACUGGAGCACCGUCGACUGAUCGAGACGCAAAUGGAAAAGUUCAAGGCAGUCGAGAAGGCCAUGAAGACUAAGGCAUACUCCAAGGAAGGGUUGGCCUCUUCAGCAAAGCUCGACCCCCAAGAACAGGCAAAGGCGGAGGCAAGCGAUUUCCUCAACAACAUGGUGGACGAGCUGGAGCAACAAAUCGAGACCCUCGAAGCCGAAGCCGAGGCGAUACAGGCCACCAUGAAGAAGGGCAAGACCCAGACUGCCAAGGCGGAACGAAUGGCCGAGAUCGAGCGCAUCAUCGAACGUCACAAAUGGCAUCAGGGCAAGCUCGAGCUCAUCCGGAGGUCUCUGGAGAACGGCGGAGUCGACACGGAUCAGGUCACCGACCUCGAGGAGACGAUUCGAUACUAUGUCUCAGAUGGCAUGAACGACGAUUUCGUUGAGGACGAAGAGAUGUACGAAGAGCUCAACCUGGAUGAGGAGGAGGGCGUAUAUGGCGUUCCUCAGGACGGCGACAAAGGCUCGUCGCAAGACACCCAAUCCUUGGCGGAAGAACCGACACCGGAACCCGAGGUCAUUAAACCUCCUCCGAAGCCGAAGGCGGUGGCGGAAGCAUCGGCAUCAGGACGGAGGUCCAGUGCGCAGUCCAAGUCCCCUCUACCAGCGCUGGCAACCUUGCAUACGCCAUUACAGACCAUCAGUAGUAAUGGAGCUGCGAAUGGCCCGACCAUGAAACCCGCAUCCGUCCCCACAAGACCUGCCGAGGGCCUCAAAUACGCAUCUGCGGCAGCGGCCGCGGCGGCAUCAGACAAGAUUGGCAUUUCUCCCUUGCCACCUCCGCCGGGCGCCGCACCCAUUACGACAGGAACUCCAGCCACACAAUCGAAGAGCAGUGCGGCAGGGUCCCCUGCAACGACGCCGGCACACCCUGUUGCGGCCAAGGAACCAGAACCCAAACCCCAGUCCGCAGCGGCCUCGAGCAUCGCAAGCGAGCCCCAGGCGACGAUUGCGAAGCCGACACCGGCCCAGACCAAGGCAGAAAAACGUGCACUCAAGAACCAGGCCGCGGUAGAGGCAUCGGCAGCAGCCAAGGCAUCUCAAACAAACGGCACCACGAAUGGAGUCAAGCCAGCUGUCGGGGAGGAGGAAGAGGAGGAAGAGUCAAUUUACCACCUUCCUUCGUCUCUGCAAGACCUCGUCGAGUCUUUCGAGGCAUCUCGCAAGCGGCCAGCGCCCUUCUCUUCGCCCUCGACGCAGCGUAUGCUUCAGGCAAGUCAGGCCAUGUGUCCCGACAUCAUGGACACGGACGUGCCCAGGACAUACCGUCCCGAGCUGCGUCUGAACUCGAGCGCCGCGGGCUUUCCUCAAGAGCCGCUAGCUUUGUUCGACGACCCGCGACUAUACUCGCGUAUCGACCCCGACACACUCUUCUACGUAUUCUACUACAAGCAGGGCACUCCUCAGCAAUACCUGGCUGCCAAGGCACUGAAGGACCAGAGCUGGAGAUUCCACAAGCAGUACCAGACCUGGUUCCAGCGUCACGAGGAGCCCAAGAACAUCACCGAGGAGUUUGAGCAGGGCACGUACCGCUUCUUCGACUACGAGAGCACUUGGAUGAACCGCAGAAAGGCGGACUUCAAAUUUGCGUACAAAUUCCUAGAGGACGAUGUAUGAAUAGGCGGCACGGGUCACAGGGUUUCAUGCCAGGCGUAGCCUCGGAUUGGGAUGGGGGGCCUCGAACCAUCGGUAUCGGGAGGAACGGCGUUGCCUCAUUUUGCGGAAACAUACCGCCAGGGUCGAUCUGGCUUAUGUUUGUUGAAGUACACUGACCAUUGACUGGCCAUGAACGAGGAGGCGGAAGGCCGACUCGAUUCGGCAUUUGCACAUGA